Ornithodoros turicata is the source of this 976-nucleotide messenger RNA. RefSeq lists its product as uncharacterized. The record is from RefSeq and is a predicted model, not a curated record. Lineage: Eukaryota; Metazoa; Arthropoda; Arachnida; Ixodida; Argasidae. The transcript has 3 exons. Bases 171 to 896 code for a protein of 241 amino acids.
GACACGCCUAUCGGCAUCGUCAAUGCACGUUCGGCCGUGUUUUUCUGUUCCGUGUUCGUCCAUGUCAGGCGCAAUUUUGCGAGGUGUUUUUUGAUUGAGGUUUCGCUGUAUUCGGGCAAAUUUGUUGCUGGUCUUGGAAACCGGGCUGCGCCCAACUCCGUGCUAUCUCUAUGGAGUUUACCUACGACUUGGAACGGCAACUUAUAGCUAUGGUAGAGGAGAGGAAAUGCUUGUGGUAUGCGAAGGAUGAGAACUACCAUCGGAAACAGACGAAAGAGAACGCAUUCCGUGACAUUGCGGAUAAGCUUGAUCCGAAAUGCACAGUUGCAGCUGUCAAGAACCGUUGGGCAAAUCUACGUUCCCAGUUCCAGCGCGAGCUGCGUAAGAUAAGGGAAUCUCUGCAGUCGGCAAACAACCCGUCGGAGCUGUAUGUACCCAAAUGGGGCCAUUUCCAGCGUCUUCAGUUCCUGAGGCCGUCGAGUGACGAAGUAUUGGCCGAUUUUGCCUCUGCCUUGGAACGUCGUGCCCUCUCUGCUUUACCUGAAAAUGGGAAGGAGCCAACGGAAGAAUCAAAAGAAGGCAACACAUCUCAGGAUAGUCCACCUCUGUGGAGCCCAUCAUCAGGAAGUGGCGGAGGAAAACGGAAAAGCACCUUGGAACUACUUGACAAGGAGAGGCCACAGAAGCUUGCGAGAGAGAAUGCGCACUCACCUUCUGAUCAGUGCCACGGGUUUGGAAUCAUGAUGGAGCAUAGUGUACGCGAGAUUCCCGAGGGCCCCAACAGAGACCUUGCUAUGCUUCUUGCCCACCAAGCUUUAGUGAAGUUCAAGCUUUUCCUCAACGACGAGGGCACCGAAGUGAUGGAACAAACGCUCGACGAGUUCUUCAGAAAGUAGACCUAAAGGGGCUCGGUUACAUGUAAUGUAACAAGGAGUGCAUUGUUUUAAAUGUCGGAAACAGGGUAAAAUGCAUUGUU